Molecule: messenger RNA, 4164 nt
Organism: Prinia subflava (tawny-flanked prinia)
Lineage: Eukaryota; Metazoa; Chordata; Aves; Passeriformes; Cisticolidae
Gene: LYSMD4
Product: LysM domain containing 4
Exons: 3
Coding region: 534-1370 (278 amino acids)
Source: RefSeq, a predicted model, not a curated record
GGACCGGGACGUCCUGAGGGGAGCGGGGCAGGGCCCGUGAGGGAAGCGCGACACCCUGAGGGGAGCGGGGACCCUGGGGGCGAGCGGGGUCCCAUGAAGCGCUGAGGAGAGCGGGGCCCCAGGGGGAGCGGGACGCCCUGAGGGGGUCGGGACCCUCCCCAAGUGCUGAGGGCGUUGGGGUCACCUGAGGUGCUGAGGGCGGCGAGACCCUCUGAGGGGAGCGGGAACCCCUCGAGGUGGCGAGGGGAGCGGUGCGCCCUGAGGGGAGGAGGACUGUGCCGAAAUGCCGAGGGAAUCGGGGUCCCUUGAGGGCACUGGGAUCCCCCGGAGAGCUGACCCGGUCGGGGUCCCCCGAGGAGCUUGGGGAAGAGUUCGGCAGCCGCUGAGCAGGAGCUGUGUCGGGGAGGCCGGGGUGUCCCCCUGCGUGUCGAACCCCUCGGCACAGCUGAGCCCAGCCCGCAGCUGUGGGCGCCGGGCCCGAGGAAAUGCCAUCAAAUCGUAGUGGUUUCACCUGAGGAAUCCCUCAGGUGUAGAUGGAGAACGUUAAGGCGCUGCCGGUGUGGAAGAUGAGGCUGCACGAGGGCCGGGCCAGGCCGUUCCAGGCUCCCGCCUCCGUGCACACCUUCCCGGGCACGCAGGUGUUCGUGUUCCCCGGCGGCCGCUCCGACUCGGAGGAGUCCUCGGAGGAGGAGCUCAACGUGAUGGAGCUGCGGCCGCGGGGCCGGGAGCAGCGGCGGGGCAGCGCCCGCGCCAGGCCGGGGGACGUGGUGCUGCUGGAGAGGGAGCUCACGCAGGAGGACAGCCUCAACAAGCUGGCGCUGCAGUACGGCUGUAAGGUUGCAGAUAUCAAACGCGUCAACAACUUCAUCCGGGAGCAGGACCUGUACGCGCUCAAGUCCAUCAAGAUCCCGGUGCGGCCGCACGGGCUCCUCACCGAGAGCGCGGGGGCGCCGCGGCCGCCGGGGCCCGCCCAGCCCUGCCCGACGCACGGGGAGCCGCCCGAGCCCGAGCCCGGCCCCGCGGGCGGCCGCCGCCUCAGCGAGUACUUCAGGGGCAUCGACCAGAGCAUCCAGGACGCCGCGCAGGUGGAGGUGCAGCUGAGCGCCGAGUACGGCGGGGAGGCGCUGGAGAGGCCCCUGCCCGAGGCGGGCAAGAGGGACACCGGUGACGGUGCGGACUGCGGAAUCCAGUGGUGGAACGCCGUGUUCAUUAUGCUCCUGAUAGGAAUUGUCCUGCCGGUGUUCUAUAUCAUCUAUUUUAAAACACAAGGCCUGGUGGCCCACACCUCUAACUCAACAACCUCAAAUGUUUCAGCGGCUGGAUUGGAAGGGAAAUUACCACAAGGCUCAGUUGUAGGAAAAAAAUCCUAAGGGCAAAGGGCAGCCCACUCCAGCCUCUCCAGCAGUGAUGCCUGUGUGCUCUUGACUGACUCAAGUGUAUCCAAGGGGAUACAACAAUAGAGAUUAUUUUUAUUUUUAUAAGUAGCUGAUGAUGUAAUCCUGAAUUUGACUGAAAAUGAGGUGGUGAUUUUGACAGAAAAUGAUUUUGACAGAAAAAUAAGGAUGCUUUGUUGCUUGCAGAGAUCAUCCCCCAGAUGGCUUCAGAGUUGGGAACUCUGUUGAGGGAAAGUAUUUUGUAGCAAUUUUCUCAUUGUGGUUGCUUCAGGUAUUUCUUAAUGCCGUGUCUAGAAGCAAAUCUUGUGCUGCUGAGCUAGAGAGUGAAUUUUAAGGAAACACUUUUUGCUGGACUAGAAGGGGGGACGCUUUUUCUCAGAAGUGUCAUUUUUGUCUCUUGCAGACCAUGGUGGUUUGGCCUGCUUGGCCCUAGUGAUGCUGCCUUGUGCUCUAAGCUGGGUGAGCCAGGGCACAGGGACACUGCCAGCAGCCCCCCUUGUCCCCCUGAGCAAACCUUUGAGCUGUGUCCAUCAGGAUGUGUCAGGCCCACCCCUGGGAAGGGUGAGCCCAGACCCCUUCCCUCAGUGCAAUCCUUCAGUGCAGGCCCUGUGCUGUCCCAGGUGCGCUCAGCCCUGCGUGGCCCCGGGUGGGCAGGGGCUGCUGGAAGAGGGCAGCAGAGCAGGAGGGAGCAGUCACAGGCACUUCUCAAGGGCUCGUUUGCUGGCAGGAGGACUAGUCAGUAUUAUUUGCUAUAAAAACUAAUAAUAGUCUUUAGUGGUGCUUCCCUGAGCCCGGGCUCAGUGAUGGAAUUAUUUCUUGUGUGCAGCCUGAGUGGGAGUGAAGUGCUGAGCUGGGUGCAGGUGUCAAACAGGACAGAAGUCCAAGGAGGAGGAAGGGUGAGGCCUCUCUGGGAGAGAGCUGUGAGGCUGCUGAUCCUGGCAGCUCUCUGUGAACUGACCACUGGCAUUGAGAAGCUUCACAGGGCAGUGGAGGUGUUGGGCAGCCUGAGGGCUGUGCUUCUCAGGGCCACUCAGCAAACACUGCCUGCUGCAAGGGAGGCCUUGGGAGCUUUGCUAAAGAGAGGAAUUUGCCUCAGCCUUUGAUUCAGCAAAUUCCAGGGCAGAGGUAAAGGCUUUCCUGGAACUGAACACUAAGGAUCUUGUGUGGGCAGGUGCCAUUGGUGCUGAGGGUGGGGGCAGAGCUGGUGGCAGCUGCAGGGAGCCACCACUUGUGUCCCCACCACGGCCCAGCCCCAUCUGCAGCUUCCCAGCUGCCAGCAGGGCCACGGGGCUUUUCCAGCUCCCCCUGGCAGCCCGAGGCUGGAGGGGCUGGCACAGACACCCCUGCCAGGUGUGGCCUCAGCCUGGCAGCGUCUGCCUGGACAGGGAGGAUUGCAGAGCAAGGUGAGCACCCACCACACAAGCACAGCCGUGUGCUGUUACAGUGAGAGCUCCCUGCAGCUCUCAGAAGUGCGAACCUAAUUCUGUAAACGAGCACUCCGGAGUAUCUUAUACUGAACAAAACUUGUGUUUUUCUUCUGUGAAGAGCUGUAUCUCUUUGUUCUGGGGAGGGGGUGGGAAGGGGUUCUUACAUUUUUAAAUAAAUCCACAUGAAAUACAAGCACAAGGGGCCCAGCUUGUGCUUUCUUUGCUCCCACACAGCUGAGCACCUGCCUUGGACAGAGGAGCCCCGUGCAGCCUCUCCUGAGCCCCUGCAGCGAGCAGGAGCAGCAGCGGGAAGCGCGGCUGCAGAGGCAGGACUGGCCUUGGGCUCUCCGCUCUGUGGGACCCUGCCUCCCCUGCCACUCUCCAAGUGUUUCGCAGCAGGGCUCUUAGCAGGCAUCAGUCCUUGGGCGCAGUAAGAGGCGUCUGUGUCCCUGCUGUGCAGAUCCUCAGGGCUGCAGUUCAAAACCAGCACCUCUCACCUGCACUGACCCCGCAGGGCAGGGACGCGCCGAGGGGAGCAGCGCUCUGCAAACACGAGAGAGGCCGGAGUACACAGUAAAAGCCAGUAUCUUUACUUUAGUGAAUGCAGGAUACAAAUAUUUUACAACAACCUCUAGCAUUUUCUUAACCAUUUGAUAAAAAGUUCACUAGAAUAUUUAUUGUAUAUUGAAGAAAAAACAACACAUUCAGGGAAAAAAAUUGAGAUUAACUUACUUUUUUUCUUAAAAGAUUCGUCUCAAGGAUGGCAACAAAGUCCAGCUUGUGCCGCCAAACGGCUUAUCAGCAUUAAACCGUGAACAGCUUCUUGUGAACUGUUGACUACAAACAUUUACCAAAUACAUAAAUCUCUUUUAAAAAAGCCAUUUUAAAUAUAGCAAAGCAGUGUUCUCUUGCACAGCAAAGUGAAGAAAGGUUCUACUAAGAUUUAAAUGUUUACAUUGGUUAAGUCUUUCUUUCACAUUCGGAUUUAACUUCUGCCCAGGAUCAAUUGUUAGGAGUUGUUUUGUUCCUUAUUUACUAUGUAUUUCUUGUGCGCACAGUAACUCGCAAGUUUCUGAUGCAUUAGUGUCCUUGGAGGGAAGGCAAGGCUAAAGCAGUUCUCUCUGACGAGUCCCUGACAACGUGGCGUUCUCAAAACUAUCGUGAGAGCUCGAGGAUGGAGGUGAUUUGUCACAACAGAGAUAAAAAUCUUAAAUCAUUCAGACCUGACUGGGUUCAGCCCAGGAUUGGAUCCACUUGCACUUCAGUCAGCAGAGAUAAUUUUAAAAAGUUUUUUUUUUUUAACCUGUUGAAAUAUCUGUGCUAUGUCAUCUUUUUUUUUUUUU